CAGAACUAAAAUCUUUCAUCAAUGGCUUCCUCAGUCCUAAACUCUCACCUCCUCCUCUUCCUCCUCAUUCUCUCUCCCUUCUCUCUCUCCUCCGCAGUCCCGUCCGAACCCAUCCUCAAAGCGGUCGAGAUUCUCUCUGAUUCCGGCUACACUUCCAUGGCACUAACUCUUGAACUAGCCUCACAUACCCUGCUCCCACACUCUCCAUCCCUCACCAUCUUCGCCCCCAUCGACGCCGCCUUCCAUCGCUUAGGCCAGCCUCCUCUUUCUCUAAUCCAAUACCACCUCCUCCCUCUCACUUUCACCUUCCAAAGCCUCAAGUCCCUCCCUGUAGGCGCCAAGAUCUUGACGGUCCUCCCAAGACACUCGCUUAUCGUCACUGCUUCGUCUUCCGAUGACUACGUCUCCUUAAACAAUGUUACAGUUCGCGGGCAGCCUGUAUACGAUGAUGGGUCAUUGAUAAUCUUCGGAAUUGACAAGUUCUUUAACCCCUAUUUUCGGUUUUCAAAGCGAUUCUGGAGACAAAGUCACAAUCUUGAAUGUCUUGCAUCCAUGCCUCAUAGCGAAUCAUCAGUGGCUUCUUUGGGUGCUUAUUCGUUCCGCGAAGCUUGCGCGGCAAUGAGAACCAAUGGGUGCUCUAUUAUGGCUUCGUUUCUUGAUAUUCAGUUUCUUGGGUCAGAAGAAAAGGCUCCUAUGUUGACUGUGUUUGCGCCGGCCAACGAAGUGAUAGAGGGUCAUUACGGUAGCUUCAGCGAGUACUUGUCGUCGUUCUUUCAUCGCCACGUCGUGCCUUGCAGGCUUUCAUGGGGUGAUCUGGUGAAUUUGGAAGAUGGCACGCUGUUGAGGACUUAUUCCGAAGGGUUCACCAUUAAUGUCACUCGGUCCCUUGGCAUGCUUUUGCUCAAUGAUGUUCCGGUUAUCUAUCCCGACAUGUAUUUCAGUAAUUGGCUUGUUGUUCAUGGCGUUGUUGAUGUUUUUGAGCCACCAAUGGAGACAGUUCAAGAGCCGGGUCCUCCAGCAGAGGUGGCAAAUCCAAAAGUGCAAGAGGCAGAACCUCCGGCAGAGGAGCCAAAGUCAACAUACCAAUCAAUUGAAUCUUCAGCUGAGGUGCCAAUGCAUGCAGAGCAAAUGACAGAUUAUGACUUGGAUGAAAAUUCAGCUGAAGUGCCAGUGCAAACUGAGCCAAUGACAGAUUAUGCACCUGCGGUGCCAGAGCAAAUAGAAAAUGAGAAUUCUUCAUCUAGAAAUGGUGAUGGUUUUGAGGCACAUGCUGUAGAACACUACCACUUUUCUGUUUUUCAUUAGGUCAUAAUGUUGUUGAUAGCUUUUGCUUCUCUGUUUCAUUGUGGCUUUUGUUUUUGUAAUGGUUGGAAUGCUUACCAAUAUUACCAUAAGUACUCUAAUUCACUGUCUCAGUCUAGGUGCACGAAGUAGUAUACUUCUAGUAUUGUGAUGUAAUGUGUUUGAGACGUUUGACUGUACUAGAUUGUGCCUCUAAGGGUGUAUAUCUGAUGUAAAUGAAGGGCUUCAGUUGAGAAGAUGUAAAAACAUUUUUUUAGAAAAUAAGAUCAGUUGUAUUUCUUCA
Messenger RNA from Quercus lobata, 1585 nucleotides. RefSeq names its product putative fasciclin-like arabinogalactan protein 20. The record is from RefSeq and is a predicted model, not a curated record. Lineage: Eukaryota; Viridiplantae; Streptophyta; Magnoliopsida; Fagales; Fagaceae. The coding region runs from base 22 to 1305 and encodes 427 amino acids. The transcript has a single exon.